Molecule: messenger RNA, 1650 nt
Organism: Salarias fasciatus (jewelled blenny)
Lineage: Eukaryota; Metazoa; Chordata; Actinopteri; Blenniiformes; Blenniidae
Exons: 13
Biological process (GO): regulation of cell shape; positive regulation of axonogenesis; negative regulation of cell adhesion
Cellular component (GO): plasma membrane; semaphorin receptor complex
Molecular function (GO): semaphorin receptor activity; protein binding
Source: RefSeq, a predicted model, not a curated record
UGUCGAGACAUUUCACCGAGGAACUCCUGGAUCAGUGGGGGGAGGAAGAUCACACUCACUGGAUCUCACCUGGAGUUUGUGGAGGGGGUCAUUCACAGCCGAGCCCCUCAGGAAGUCCAACCUCCGACUGACAGGAACCAUCAGAAUCUCACCUUCAAGUCACCUGCAGCUACAAAUCCCUCCAGAGUUUCCAGCAGUUCUCUUCUGUUGAAAGUCGCCAAUGAAACCUUGAUCUGCUCCACAAACCUGAUCUACCAUCCAGACCCAGAGUUCACCAGCUUCACAUCCACACAGAGGGGUGACCACGUCCAGAUCACCAUACAGAGAAAAGCAGACAAACUGGAGAUAACACCAGCGGAGUUGUCAGUAUGGGGGGAGCAGGAGGAGAAACGAUACCCCUGCAUCAUGGAAGACAAAGACCCCGGUGAAGAGUUCAACUUUUACUCUUGUGAGAUUCAGAGCCCACCCAGCGCACAGUUCCAGACGUUAAUGAUUAAAUACGGUGACAAGACAGUGUUACUUGCUCCUCCAGUGUUAAUGCCUCCAGUCAUUGUCAUCCUGCGCUUCAUGCUGAUCCCCUGUGUUAUUGCUGCCUUCGGUCAGAUGGUCCUGCUGCUCGGUCUGCUUUUAAUCCUCUGUGGAGCCCCGAGUCUGUGUCUGGAGGAAGACACAUCCUUUCUCUUGGAUGGAGACAUCCGUCACUUGGCCGUGGACAGUAACACGGUUUACAUCGCCACUGAAGAGAAACUGUACCAGCUGAACCACGACCUGACCCCGGUCCACAGUCUGACCCUGAGAGGAGUCCUGCAUCCGGACACGGAGGACUUCUACAGAGUUCCUGCUGCCGCUGACUGGAACGCAACUUUCAGGGUCAAUGUUUUAUUACCGUUUGAGAAGAAUCAGUCUGUGAUCAGCUGCGGUGUGAUCGAUGGAGCGUGUGGAUACUGUGAGAUUCUGGACCUGAACAACAUCUCCAACAUUCUGCACAAGGAAAACUUCCAGAAAGAUUAUCAAAGGAUGCUUGGAAGACAGCUUCAGCCGAAAGUUCUCCUCAGACAGAGCAACAUGACCUCUGUUCUGGCAGUGAGGCAGAACAGCUGGAUGGUUUUCUUCAUCGGGACUGGAGACGGGCAGCUCAUCAAGCUUGCUGUGGACAGGAACUAUCACACCGCCUGUCCCAGAGUGCUCUACAGGUCGAACCACUACCGCCGAGUGUUUCCCAGAAUGCACCUGGAUCCAGUGGAUCAUAAACAUGUGUAUGUGCCAUUUCAAAAUGAGGUGAAGCGUGUGGCUGUAGCAAAGUGCAGCACACACACAAAUGUCCAGGAGUGGUGGACUGCUCAGGAUCCAUACUGUGUGUGGUGUGUCUCCAAAGGAAGCUGCACCUUUGAAGAUGACUGUGAGGACUCCCACUGGCUGUCCAUUCCUGAUGUCUUCCAGCAGAAACUGAUUUCCCACAAAGUUGUUGAAGACGGGACUGGACAGCUCACUCUGAACAUCCAGACUCAUGUGAGUGUGAGCAAAGAGACGCGGUUCGCCUGUCAGUUCUCCACAACUUCUGGGGAGCUUUGUAGCCGGGAUGGCCUUCCUCCACAGUUCCCACAAUGCACCUGCACCCUUUCUAAACAGAACGUUCCUCCUGAAGAGUAG